Messenger RNA from Anarrhichthys ocellatus (wolf-eel), 3074 nucleotides. It is a transcript of the gene ftsj3, whose product is annotated as FtsJ RNA 2'-O-methyltransferase 3. Lineage: Eukaryota; Metazoa; Chordata; Actinopteri; Perciformes; Anarhichadidae. The record is from RefSeq and is a predicted model, not a curated record. The transcript has 21 exons. Bases 91 to 2652 code for a protein of 853 amino acids. Gene Ontology annotation, biological process: rRNA methylation; maturation of LSU-rRNA from tricistronic rRNA transcript (SSU-rRNA, 5.8S rRNA, LSU-rRNA); maturation of 5.8S rRNA from tricistronic rRNA transcript (SSU-rRNA, 5.8S rRNA, LSU-rRNA). Gene Ontology annotation, cellular component: nucleus; nucleolus; preribosome, large subunit precursor. Gene Ontology annotation, molecular function: rRNA (guanine) methyltransferase activity; rRNA (uridine-2'-O-ribose)-methyltransferase activity.
AAAUUCGCACGUGUUGUUUUCGUGGACGUCUGACUCAAGUGUGAUUUUUCCGUUCCAGAGUAUAGCGUAAAAAAACCCACAUCGAUAAAGAUGGGGAAGAAACUCAAAGUAGGGAAAACCAGAAAGGAUAAAUUUUACCAUUUGGCUAAAGAAACAGGUUAUCGCUCUCGUUCUUCCUUCAAGCUCAUCCAGCUCAACCGUAAAUUUCAGUUUCUACAGAAAGCCAGAGCUUUGGUCGACCUGUGUGCUGCUCCUGGUGGAUGGUUGCAGGUGGCGACCAAGUUUAUGCCUGUGUCAAGUCUCAUUAUUGGUGUUGACCUGGUGCCCAUCAGGCCCAUCCCCAAUGUGGUGGCACUGCAAGAAGACAUCACCAGUGACAAAUGCAGACAGGCCAUAAAAAAGGAACUGCAGACAUGGAAGGUCGACGUUGUGUUAAAUGACGGAGCCCCGAAUGUGGGAGCCAACUGGCAACAUGAUGCCUUCACACAAGCUCAUUUGACCCUCAUGGCCAUGAAGUUGGCCUGUGAGUUUCUGACCAAAGGGGGCACUUUCGUCACCAAGGUCUUCCGCUCCAAAGACUAUCAGCCACUGCUCUGGAUCUUCCAGCAGUUCUUCAAGAAGGUGCAGGCCACCAAGCCGCAGGCGUCUAGGAACGAAUCCGCCGAGAUCUUUGUCGUCUGUCAGGGUUUUCUCGCCCCAGACAAAGUCGACAGUAGGUUUUUUGACCCCAAACAUGCGUUCAAAGAGGUGGAGGUGCAGGCCAAAACUGUGAAGGAGCUGAUUCCUGUCAAGAAGCCAAAGGCGGAGGGAUACAAAGAUGGUGAUCUCACACUCUACUACACUUUCACAGUGACGUCCUUUCUGAAAGCAGACAAUGCCAUAGACUUCCUGGACAAAGCCAGUGAGAUCACCUUUGACAACCCAGACCUGGAGUGUCACCCAGCCACCAGUGAUGAGAUAAAGGAGUGUUGUCGUGACAUCAAAGUCUUGGGCCGCAAAGAGCUCCGCAUGCUGCUGACCUGGAGGUCCAAGCUGAGGAAGUUCCUGGCCAAAAAACUGAAGGGGGAGGCCGAACUGCGUGACCCAGAGAUCAACUUAAGUUCUGAUGAAGAAAAGGAGGAUUUAGAGGAAGAACCAGACAAAAAGAAAAAGAAGGCGGGAGAAGAAGAGUCAGAUGACGAGGAAGAGAUGGAGAAGAAACUGGCAGAACUGAAAGCUGAGGAGGUGGCUGAGCUCAAACGGAAGAAGAAGAAGCUGCUGAAGGAGCGGAGGAAGCUGAGGGAGAGGGUUGAGCUGAAGAUGGACCUGCCUGGCGUCUCCAUAGCAGAUUCCCACGACUCAUCCAUGUUCUCCCUCAGCGGCAUAAAGAAGAAAACGGCCCUGGCUGAUUUAUCCAAAGGGGACAUGCAGCUGGCAGAGGGCCUGGUAGAUGAAGGUGACGACCUCCACCUGUCGGACGAAGAGGAUGACGAGGCGGAUAAAAUGUCCCUGGCCUCUGAUUUAGAUGAUGACGAACUGGAAGAGGUGGAGCAUAGACAGAAAGAGCUGGAGAUGAAGGCUCAAAAGAAGAAAGUAAAGUUCGUUAAAGAAGAGGAGGAAGAUGAAGGGCAGGAUAGUGGCUUGCUGGUGGAACUGGAGGGAAAGGAUGAGAAGAAGGAACGAGAGACCAACCUGUGGUUCAGCAAGGGCAUAUUCUCUGAGAUCGGCCUGGAAGGAGAUGCAGAGAGUGAACUCCAACAGACUGAGUUUCUUCAGAACAAAAAAAACAGUAAAAAGAGGAAAGCUGAGGAGGAGGAGGAGGAGGAGGAGGUAAAGCAGGAAGAGAAGGAUGCUGCGCCAGAGGAGGAAAAGGCACCUUCAAAGAAAGCUGAGGAGGAAAGUGGCAGCGACUCCGAUGACAGCAGCGAUGAUGAGAAGGAGAUUACCAAGAUGAAGCAGGCCAGUGAAGGGGCUGGUGGGAUGCCAAGAGAGACCAAUGACCGUGACUUCCAGGUUGUUCCUGUAGAAAGCACCAGUAAGAGAGCCAGGAUCCUGAAUGCAGAGGGUCUGGCCCUGGGCUGUCAGAUUGCCACGUCUAAGAAGAGAACCAGGGACCUGAUGGACGGCUCCUUUCACAGGUUUGCUAGCUCCGAGGAGCAGUGGGAGGUCCCGGAGUGGUUCCUGACUGACGAACAGAAACACCGGAAGAGGCCGGUGCCAGUCACCAAGGAGAUGGUGGAGGAGUACAAACAGAAAUGGAAGGAGAUCGAUGCCAGACCCAUCAAACGAGUUGCUGAGGCCAAGGCCAGGAAGAAGAGGAAGAUGCUGAAGAAGAUGGAUCAGGCCAAGAAGAAAGCAGAAGCAGUGGUCGACACAGUGGACAUCUCUGAGAAGGAGAAAAAUGCUCAGCUGAGGAGUAUCUACAAGAAAGCAGGCCUGGGGAAGGAGAAGAGAGAAGUGACAUAUGUUGUGACCAAGAAGGGAGCGGGCAGGAAGGUGAGGCGGCCCGCCGGCGUCAAGGGAGCCUUUAAAGUGGUGGACGGUCGCAUGAAGAAAGACAUGCGGGGGAUGCAGAGGAAAGAGCAACGCGCUAAAGGGGGCAAAGGAAAAGGAGGACCGGCAAAGGGUGGCAGAGGAGGGAUGAAGGGCAGUAAAGGGCGAAAAGGAAAAUAAAUUUAAAGCCGUAGUGCUCUCACAGUCUUGCCUUUCUCACUAUUAAACACUGCCUGGCCUCAUGUUGCAGGUCAGCAUUUAUGGAGCUUCGUGAGCUACGAUGCCUCCCACAGGCUCCUCUAUCGUGUACAGAGGCUAAAAUGACUUGUCAUUCACAUGAUGCCCUCCUUUUAGCAUUUUUUGCUGAGGUUCCUGAAGCUCCUUGAGAUAUGUUCUGUGGUAUUUAAAGGCUGGUGUUCUGGCAUGUCUUUCUAAAGAUGUAGAUCAUUUGUCUUGAACUCUGUGAACAAAGUGGUUUCACUGAACAGCUCAACUGUAAAUGGCAGAAUCUCAAGUAAAACCUAGUAAACAGGUGAAUAAAUGUUGCUAUUAAUGUAAAUAUUCUAUACACAUUUUUGCAAUAAAAAUUGUCGGAUGUUUCA